GGAGAGAGCCAGCGGUGGAGUCUGGGCCGGCGGAGGCUGCGCCAGAGUGACGAAAGCAGGAGAGGGCCAUCUUGCGUCCAGCAAAGUUGAACCAGAGGAUUCACCCAUCGCUUCUAUGGCUGCCUCACAAACUUCACAAACUGUUGCAUCUCACGUUCCUUUUGCAGAUUUAUGUUCAACUUUAGAACGAAUACAGAGAAGUAAAGGACGUGCAGAUAAAAUCAGACACUUCAGGGAAUUUUUAGAUUCUUGGAGAAAAUUUCAUGAUGCCCUUCAUAAGAACCAGAAAGAUGUCACAGACUCUUUUUAUCCUGCAAUGAGACUUAUUCUUCCUCAGCUAGAAAGAGAGAGAAUGGCCUAUGGAAUCAAAGAAACAAUGCUUGCUAAGCUUUAUAUUGAAUUGCUCAAUUUACCUAAAGAUGGAAAAGAUGCUCUUAAACUUUUAAAUUACAGGACACCUACUGGAACUCGCGGAGAUGCCGGAGACUUUGCCAUGAUUGCAUACUUUGUAUUGAAACCAAGAUGUUUACAGAAAGGAAGUCUAACCAUCCAGCAAGUAAAUGACAUUUUGGAUUCAAUUGCCACCAAUAAUUCUGCCAAAAGAAAGGACCUAGUAAAGAAGAGUCUUCUUCAGCUAAUAACUCAAAGUUCAGCACUUGAACAAAAGUGGCUAAUACGAAUGAUUGUGAAGGACUUAAAGCUAGGUUUUAGUCAGCAAACUGUAUUUUCUCUUUUUCAUAAUGAUGCUGCUGAGUUGCAUAAUGUCACCACAGAUCUGGAAAAAGUCUGUAGGCAACUGCAUGACCCUUCAGUAGGGCUCAGUGAUAUCUCCAUCACUUUAUUCUCUCCCUUUAAACCAAUGCUCGCUGCAAUAGCAGAUAUUGGGCGAAUUGAGAAGGACAUGAAAAACCAGAGUUUCUAUAUUGAAACCAAGCUAGAUGGCGAGCGUAUGCAAAUGCACAAAGAUGGGGAUGUAUAUGCAUAUUUCUCCCGAAAUGGCUAUAAAUAUACAGAACAGUUUGGUGCUUCUCCACAAGAAGGUUCUCUUACACCAUUCAUUCAUAAUGCAUUCAGAACAGAUAUACAGAUUUGUAUCCUUGAUGGUGAGAUGAUGGCCUACAAUCCUAAUACACAGACUUUUAUGCAAAAGGGGAAUAAGUUUGAUAUUAAAAGAAUGGUAGAAGAUUCUGAUCUGCAAACUUGUUAUUGUGUUUUUGAUGUAUUAAUGGUCAAUAAUAAAAAGCUAGGACAUGAAACCCUGAGAAAGAGAUAUGAAAUUCUUAGUAGUAUUUUUACACCAGUACCAGGCAGAAUAGAAAUAGUGGAAAAAACACAAGCUCAUACUAAUAAAGAAGUAAUUGAUGCUCUGAAUGAAGCAAUAGAUAAAAGAGAGGAGGGAAUCAUGAUAAAACAUCCUCUAUCCAUUUAUAAGCCAGACAAAAGAGGUGAAGGAUGGUUAAAAAUUAAACCAGAGUAUGUAAAUGGCCUCAUGGAUGAACUGGACAUCAUCAUCGUUGGGGGCUAUUGGGGUAAAGGUUCACGGGGUGGAUUGAUGUCUCAUUUUUUGUGUGCUGUCGCAGAGAAGCACGCUUCUGGUGAAAAACCCUCAGUGUUUCAUACUCUCUGUCGUAUUGGCUCAGGUUACACCAUGAAAGAACUGUAUGAUCUGGGUUUGAAACUGGCCAAGCAUUGGAAGCCUUUUCAUAAAAAAGCUCCACCAAGUAGCAUUUUAUUUGGAACAGAGAAGCCAGAAGUGUACAUUGAGCCUUGUAAUUCUGUCAUCGUUCAGAUUAAAGCAUCGGAGAUUGUUCCCAGUGACAUGUAUAAAACUGGCUGCACUUUGCGAUUUCCACGAAUUGAAAAGAUCAGAGAAGACAAAGAGUGGCAUGAGUGCAUGACUCUGGAUGACUUAGAACAACUUCGAGGGAAAGCAUCUGGAAAGCUUGCGUCUAAACACCUUUAUGUCGGUGGUGAUGAUGAACCCCAAGUAAAAAAGCGGAAAGCUCCUCCCAAAAUUAAGAAAGUUAUUGGGAUUAUUGAGCACUUAAAAGCACCUAACCUUUCUAACGUAAACAAAGUUUCCAAUAUAUUUGAAGAUGUGGAGUUUUGUGUUAUGAGUGGAAUAAGUGGCCAUCCAAAGCCUGACCUGGAGAACAGAAUUGCAGAAUUUGGUGGUUAUAUAGUACAAAACCCAGGCCCAGACACGUACUGUGUUAUUGCAGGGUCUGAGAACAUAAGAGUGAAAAAUAUAAUUUCUUCAAAUAAACAUGAUGUUGUCAAGCCUGAGUGGCUGUUAGAAUGUUUUAAGACCAAAAGCUGUGUGCCAUGGCAGCCUCACUUUAUGAUUCAUAUGUGCCCAUCAACAAAACAACAUUUUGCCCGUGAAUAUGAUUGUUAUGGUGAUAGUUAUUUUGUUGAUACAGAUUUGAACCAACUGAAGGAAGUAUUCUCAGGAAUUAAAGAUUCUAGUGAACAGACUCCUAAAGAAAUGGCCUCUGUGAUUGCUGAUUUAGAGUAUCGAUAUUCCUGGGACUGCUCUCCCCUGAAUAUGUUUCGAAAUCACACCAUUUAUUUGGACUUGUAUACUGUCAUUAAUGACUUGAAUACCAAAAUCGAGGGAACAAGAUUAGCUAUUACAGCCUUAGAGCUUCGAUUUCAUGGAGCAGAAGUAGUUUCUUGUUUAGCUAAGGGAGUGUCUCAUGUAAUCAUUGGGGAGGAUCAUAGUCGUGUCGCAGAUUUUAAAACUUUUCGAAGAACUCUUAAGAGAAAGUUUAAAAUUCUGCAAGAAGGUUGGAUAAUUGAUUCAAUAGACAAAUGUGAGUUACAGGAUGAAAAUCAAUAUUUGGUUUAAAGCUUGUUUUUCUAGUGAGGAAAUCAUCUGAUUUGGCCAACCCCUAACAGGUGAUAAUGAUAAAAUAUUAAACUAAAUUUUAUUUUUAUCUCAAUAUCUAUGCUUGAAUAAUAUUAUUAGAUAUAGGAAAACAAUAAUUUUCACUUUUGAAGUAGACAAGACAGUGGACGGAAGCCAAGAAAGAAGAAAUUAUUUUAGCAAUGUAGUAGUUGAUGGGAAAAGUUUUAAAAAAAGAUUUUUAUGUAAUAUCCCUAUAACGAUCUAGAAGUUUGACUCAGAUAUUAAUAAAAUACAUGUAGAGAGUUUUAGAGUCAGAAUUUUAACCUAAACAGGAUUUUCUGAAGUCAUAGUAGUUUUUAUCUAAUAAAAGCAUUAUAAGGAAAAAGCAGAAUUGUAACAAUUGGACUUGUAAAAAUAAGUCUUUUAAACUAAAUCCUGAAUUUUGAAAAAUAUCAAAUGUUGUAAACAAGUUUAUUUUUUAAGGUUAAGGUCAAGCUCAUGAAUAAGACCUUGCUAGUGAUAUCAUUAGCUAAAUUAGGGGAAGUGGAAUGACAAUGUUCUAAAAACUUAAUUAGAUCAAUAUAAAUGAUAGUCACAGAGUGAUUUUUUUUAGAUAUAGUUCAUCUCCAAAUGGCAUGUGUGUUGUAGCUUUCACUACAGAGAAAUAAAUUGCCUUGACUUUUAAUAAUACUUACUAUCCUUAGGUUAGUUAAAGUCAGUGUGCAUUGUAUAUAUUGUGUCUGGAUUUCUAUGCCAGAUUGUGGAAUAUAGCUUACAUAUUGUGAAAAAUAUACUUUCAUGACACUAUUGAAAUACUUAUUACUUGGUACCUGAGAAACAGUGUGUAGGUUAUUUAUAAAUAAUUAGAAAUGUCACCCAAACAGUGGAACAAGUGUAUGUAAUUUUAUUACAUUUCUUAAUUUAAAUAAAAUAUUUAUAUACUAUUGAAA
Messenger RNA from Myotis lucifugus (little brown bat), 3801 nucleotides. RefSeq names its product DNA ligase 4 (gene LIG4). The record is from RefSeq and is a predicted model, not a curated record. Gene Ontology annotation, cellular component: DNA ligase IV complex; DNA-dependent protein kinase-DNA ligase 4 complex. The transcript is spliced from 2 exons. Gene Ontology annotation, biological process: immunoglobulin V(D)J recombination; nucleotide-excision repair, DNA gap filling; double-strand break repair via nonhomologous end joining. Lineage: Eukaryota; Metazoa; Chordata; Mammalia; Chiroptera; Vespertilionidae. Gene Ontology annotation, molecular function: ATP binding; DNA ligase (ATP) activity; DNA binding. Bases 116 to 2851 code for a protein of 911 amino acids.